UUAAAAACAAUCCUAUAGCUGUAAAGAAUGCAAUCCUAUGCGCUGGCCAUAACCCUGUUUAUGGGUAUAACAACUGCCACUGCAGAUGUCAACUUAACAAUAUACUAUGAGAGCCUGUGUCCUGCUAGUAUUGCAACUGUUGUUCACCAACUUUACCCUGCUUGGACACUCUUCGGUGCCAAGCUCAAUGUUCUUCAUAAACCGUUUGGUAAGGCCAACUGGACUGAAACAGAUGAUGCUAUAGAGUUCACUUGCCAGCAUGGCGAAGAUGAGUGUUAUGGAAACAUGGCUCAAGCUUGUCUGCUCAACCUUCUCCCUGCUCAAACUGAUAUUAACCCUGUGGUUUAUUGUAUGAUGAAAGCUGCUUAUCCACCAGUAGCGGGUGGUCAGUGUAUUGAAGAGUUGGCAAGUCCUACUUCAGUUGACGCUCUCAUGGACUGUAUUAGAGGAACAGAAGGACCAGCACUGCUGAGGGUACUGGGAGUAGAAACGCAUAGCCUUGUACCUGCUCUGACAUCUGUGCCUUGGAUAACAUUUAAUGGUGUCUACAACGCAGAUGAUCAUCAUAAUGCAUUGAAUGAUUUAAAGGGUGUCCUCUGCUCUAAGUAUCUACAGAGUGAACCUGAAUGCUAGACCCUGUAAAAUUAAGAUUUUCGGAACAAAAAAUAAAUCUGUUGCAAAUACA
Molecule: messenger RNA, 685 nt
Organism: Eurytemora carolleeae
Lineage: Eukaryota; Metazoa; Arthropoda; Copepoda; Calanoida; Temoridae
Product: gamma-interferon-inducible lysosomal thiol reductase
Exons: 1
Coding region: 28-633 (201 amino acids)
Molecular function (GO): oxidoreductase activity, acting on a sulfur group of donors, disulfide as acceptor
Source: RefSeq, a predicted model, not a curated record